GCGGGUGAAAGGUCGAGGGGGCGGAGCUAGUUAGCAUUGCGUCCACAACACGUUCAGAGUAGCGGAGAAGCUAAAACGAUUAAACAGUUUUAUUUUACAUUUAUAGGUUUAUAAUUCAGUUCUUCUACCGGGAGAGGAACAUGCCUACUUUUAACGGAAAACCGGACGUUACGUUUGAAGAAGAUGACUUGCCCUAUGAAGAGGAAAUCAUCAGGAAUCCAUAUUCAGUCAAGUGUUGGAUGCGCUACAUUGAACACAAGCAAAGUGGCUCCAAGUCAGUGCUUAAUAUGAUCUACGAGCGAGCGCUGAAGGAGCUACCUGGCAGUUACAAACUGUGGUACAACUAUUUGAGGGAGCGGAGGAAGCAGGUCAAGGGAAAAUGCGUAACAGAUCCCGCUUAUGAGGAAAUCAACAACUGCCAUGAGAGAGCACUGGUGUUUAUGCACAAGAUGCCGAGGAUAUGGCUGGAUUACUGUCAGUUCAUUGUGUCUCAGUGCAAAAUCACAAGGAGCCGUCGUACCUUCGACCGAGCGCUCAGAGCCCUACCCAUCACUCAGCAUUCCCGAAUCUGGCCUCUGUACCUCAAGUUUGCACGAAACUUACCUCUGCCUGAGACCGCCAUUCGCGUUUAUCGUAGAUACCUCAAGCUCUCUCCAGAGAACACAGAGGAGUACAUUGAUUACCUGCGCUCUGUAGGACGGCUGGAUGAGGCAGCAGUCCGGCUGGCAGCUGUGGUUAAUGAUGAAAGCUUUGUCUCGAAAGAAGGGAAGUCAAACUACCAGCUCUGGCACGAGCUGUGUGACCUCAUCUCCCAGAACCCAGACAAGGUGACCUCGCUGAAUGUGGGCGCCAUCAUUCGUGGCGGCCUCACCCGCUUCACGGACCAGUUAGGCAAGCUCUGGUGCUCCAUGGCUGACUACUACAUCCGCAGUGGCCACUUUGAGAAGGCUCGUGAUGUGUAUGAGGAGGCUAUACAAACAGUAGUCACUGUGAGAGACUUUACCCAGGUGUUUGACAGUUAUGCUCAGUUCGAGGAGAGUAUGAUCGCUGCCAAGAUGGAGACUACAUCGGAGAUCGGACAUGAUGAGGAUGAUGAUAUUGACCUGGAAUUGCGUUUGGCUCGUUUCGAGCAGCUGAUCACCCGCCGGCCACUCUUAUUAAACAGCGUGUUGCUCCGGCAAAACCCACACAAUGUUCACGAGUGGCACAAGAGAGUCAAGCUCUAUGAAGGCAAUCCUAGACAGAUAAUCAACACCUACACUGAGGCUGUGCAGACAGUGGAUCCCGUGAAAUCAACGGGGAAGCCCCACUCGCUUUGGGUCGCGUUCGCAAGGUUCUACGAGGAUAAUGAGCAGCUGGAAGAUGCCAGAACCAUAUUUGAGAAGGCCACCAAAGUGAACUAUAAGGUGGUAGAUGACCUGGCGGCAGUGUGGUGUGAGUACGGGGAGAUGGAACUGCGGCAUGAGAACUAUGACCAGGCACUGCGGAUCCUCAGGAAAGCCACAGCGAUCCCAGCAAGGAAAGCAGAGUACUUUGAUUCGUCAGAACCAGUGCAGAAUCGAGUGUAUAAAUCUUUGAAAGUUUGGUCGAUGUUGGCUGAUCUGGAAGAGAGUCUCGGCACGUUCCAGUCGACGAAGGCAGUGUAUGACCGCAUUAUCGACCUCCGCAUUGCAACUCCACAGAUCAUUAUAAACUAUGCCAUGUUCCUGGACGAACACAACUACUUUGAGGAGAGCUUCAAGGCAUACGAGCGUGGCAUUGCCCUCUUCAAGUGGCCCAACGUGUAUGACAUCUGGAACACGUAUCUCACCAAGUUCAUUGAUCGCUACGGAGGCAAGAAGCUGGAGAGAGCACGAGACCUGUUCGAGCAGGCUUUGGAUGGGUGUCCCUCCAAGUUUGCCAAAACCAUAUACCUGCUGUAUGCCAAGCUGGAGGAAGAGUACGGGCUGGCACGACAUGCCAUGGCUGUGUAUGAGAGAGCCACACAGGCUGUGGAGACAGAGGAACGCCUUCAAAUGUUCAACAUCUACAUCAAACGAGCUGCGGAAAUCUAUGGAGUCACCCACACCAGAGCCAUCUACCAGAAAGCCAUUGAGAUUCUUUCAGAUGAGCAUGCCAGGGACAUGUGUCUGCGCUUUGCUGACAUGGAGAGCAAACUGGGUGAGAUUGACCGAGCGAGAGCCAUCUAUUCCUUCUGCUCCCAGAUGUGUGAUCCCAGGAUGACUGCAAACUUCUGGCAGACAUGGAAGGAGUUUGAGAUUCGCCAUGGAAACGAGGACACCAUCCGCGAGAUGCUCAGGAUAAAGCGCAGCGUCCAGGCCACCUACAACACACAGGUCAACUUCAUGUCCUCACAGAUGCUCAAAGCAACCACAAGUGCCACAGGAACAAUAUCAGACCUGGCUCCUGGUCAGAGUGGUGUUGACGACAUGAAGAUGUUGGAGCAGAAGGCCCAACAGUUAGCUGCAGAAGCUGAGCAGGAUAAGGCCAAACCCAAAGACAAGAUACUGUUUGUCAGGAGUGACACCUCUCGGAGCGAACUGGCAGAACUCGCCAAACAGGCCAACCCAGACGAGAUUGACAUUGAUGAUGAUGAGGACGACGAAGAUGGAGAUGCAGAACCAGAUGAGGUGCAGCUGGAGCAGAAGAGCGUCCCCACUGCUGUCUUCGGAGGACUAAAGGAUGACUGAACUCUGAUCCCUGGGAUUCCUGAUUGAUUCAUCUUCUAAAAAAAAUAGACAAUAUUUUCAAAAUGUAAUUGACUGGUUUAAACUGGUUGACCUGCUGUAGAUUUUGUACGGUUGAGUUCGGGCAAGAUUCUCUAGUCUCUUUAUUUGCUGGUGUCCAGCAUUCGCUAAACACCAGUUUAGACCAAAAGAGGUCACUCUUUUCCCACAGUCACUGUUUAUCUCAAAACAUGUUGAUAGAUUUUAUUACCAGCACAUGGGUGGAGCUUAAAGUGUGAAAGUUCUGAAACUGUAGAUUGGAGUUCACACAUUAAUGCUUAUGUGGGUUUUGGCACUUUGUCAGGAAUAAAAUUUGUCAGUGUUUGUCCUUUUUUUACUGCAAA
Astyanax mexicanus (Mexican tetra) is the source of this 3070-nucleotide messenger RNA. RefSeq names its product XPA binding protein 2 (gene xab2). Bases 141 to 2690 code for a protein of 849 amino acids. The transcript has 19 exons. The record is from RefSeq and is a predicted model, not a curated record. Gene Ontology annotation, cellular component: post-mRNA release spliceosomal complex; Prp19 complex; U2-type catalytic step 2 spliceosome. Lineage: Eukaryota; Metazoa; Chordata; Actinopteri; Characiformes; Acestrorhamphidae. Gene Ontology annotation, molecular function: protein binding. Gene Ontology annotation, biological process: mRNA splicing, via spliceosome; generation of catalytic spliceosome for first transesterification step.